This is a messenger RNA of Phytophthora infestans T30-4, 846 nucleotides long. Its product is annotated as sugar fermentation stimulation protein. The record is from RefSeq and is a predicted model, not a curated record. NCBI's taxonomy places the organism in Eukaryota, Oomycota, Peronosporomycetes, Peronosporales, Peronosporaceae. The transcript is spliced from 4 exons. Gene Ontology annotation, molecular function: DNA binding. Bases 1 to 846 code for a protein of 281 amino acids.
AUGGCAAGUACUCGAAGUGUCGGAAGCGCCGUCAUCAAGAUGCAACUACGCAGCCGGAAGCGCGACUUUGCUUCGUCCACCACAGUGACCAGCACUAGCAGUGCUUCAAGUACGAAUACUCCGAAAAGACGAGCUGUAAAGUCGAAAGCGACGUCUAUGGGGGCCAAAGCGAUCGGACAGAAGGUCGAAGUUGUAGCUCCCACCAGUUCCAAGUUCCCGGUGCUCUCGGCAUUCAAAGAGCGAGUGGAUCACACCUCGAGCGACUCUAAAGUCUUGUUCAAGUACUCGAAUUUAGUUCCGGCACGACUUAUCCGUCGGUAUAAACGUUUUCUAGCCGAUGUCGUGGUGACUGUGUACUGCCCGAACACGGGACCGAUGAUAGGGCUGCUGAACGGACUACCGAACGCCCGCGUGCAGCUAUCAAAGAGUGACGACCCCAAGCGCAAAUACGCUCGCGUGGACUUCGUGUUGACUACAAAUAACGCCGACGGUACUGUCGCUCACGAGAAAUAUGUCGAGGUCAAGAGCGUCACUCUGGCAUUGGCAGGAUCCGAGGAUACCUCUCGGUGCGCUGUAUUCCCCGAUACAGUGUCCACUCGAGCACAGAAGCACGUCACGGAGCUGACGGAAUUGUUUGGAGCUAUCAUCUUCCUGGUGCAGCGUGACGACUGCAACACGUUUGCGCCAUCAAUCCAACACGACAAGAAGUUUGCUGAACUGUGCGCAGUAGCAGCUACGCGCGGCGUCCAAUUGCUGGGCUAUUCAUGCGCCUUGGAGCCUGAUGAGGCGAAUACUAAUGGAGCUGUGCGACUUGUAGGACCGCUGCCAUUACAGUCGAGGGAUUAA